Molecule: messenger RNA, 5394 nt
Organism: Tupaia belangeri chinensis (Chinese tree shrew)
Lineage: Eukaryota; Metazoa; Chordata; Mammalia; Scandentia; Tupaiidae
Gene: LATS2
Product: large tumor suppressor kinase 2
Exons: 8
Coding region: 256-3486 (1076 amino acids)
Biological process (GO): positive regulation of apoptotic process; peptidyl-serine phosphorylation; hippo signaling
Cellular component (GO): spindle pole; nucleus
Molecular function (GO): protein binding; ATP binding; protein serine/threonine kinase activity
Source: RefSeq, a predicted model, not a curated record
UCCAUUUUUCUUUUUCAGACAGCGAUGAUCUUCAAAAUGAAGACUCCGGGAAAUUCUAGGUUCUCUAUAGGAACUACAGAAGUUGAAGGAAAGAAAAUUUAUAAAAGGAAAUUGUUUUGAAAGUAUGUUUACAACUAACUGAUACAGUAGAGUUUUUUUUUUGUUUUUUUUUUGUUUGUUUGUUUCUUUGUUUGUUUUAAAUAAUAAAACACUUUGAGAAGAUUGUAUUUAUGGUAAAAGGAAACUGGACUAACAAUGAGGCCAAAGACUUUUCCUGCCACCACUUAUUCUGGAAAUAGUCGACAGCGAUUGCAAGAGAUCCGAGAGGGGUUAAAGCAGCCUUCCAAGUCUGCAGUGCAGGUGUUAUCUGUGGGACCAAACGGUGACACUUCUCUGGAUGCCAAAGUUCUGGGGAGCAAGGAUGCCUCCAGGCAGCAGCAACAGAUGAGAGCAACCCCGAAGUUUGGACCUUAUCAAAAAGCACUGAGGGAAAUCAGAUAUUCUUUGUUGCCUUUUGCUAAUGAAUCGGGCACCUCCACAGCUGCAGAAGUAAACCGUCAAAUGCUGCAGGAGCUGGUGAAUGCAGGGUGUGACCAGGAGAUGGCGGGCAGAGCGCUCAAGCAGACUGGCAGCAGGAGCAUCGAAGCCGCCCUGGAGUACAUCAGUAAGAUGGGCUACCUGGACCCAAGGAACGAGCAGAUCGUGCGAGUCAUCAAGCAAACCUCCCCAGGAAAGGGCCUCGUGCCAGCUCCAGUAACACGGAGGCCCAGCUUCGAAGGGACUGGCGAUUCCUUUCCACCCUACCAUCAGCUGGGCAGUGCUGCCUACGAGGGCCCGGCCGCGCUGGAGGAGGUGCCCACACGGCCGUAUGUGGACUUCCUUUUCCCCGGAGUCGCCCCACAUGGCGUGUCUGGCCACCAGCACCAGCCCAAGGGCUAUGCCACAGCUGGUGCUGAGGCCGCAGGGGUGCACUUCCCACUGCAGGGCGCGCACUACAGUCGGCCUCACCUGCUGGUGCCUGGGGAGCCCCUGGGCUAUGGGGUGCAGCGCAGCCCCUCCUUCCAGAGCAAGACGCCACCAGAGGCCGGGGGCUACCCCAACCUCCCUGCCAAGGGCCAGGGUAUCCCUCCUAACACCAGCCUCGCCUUCCCACCCCCUACCACCGGCCUCUAUGCACCGCACCCGCACCAUAAGCCUUCGGGGCCCACGCCCCACCAACUGCAUGUGUUGGGCCCUCGCAGCCAGGUGUUCGCAGGGGACAGCUCCCCCCAGAGCCUGCUUACCCCCUCCAGGAACAGCCUCAAUGUGGACUUGUAUGAACUGAGCAGUGCCCCCGUCCAGCAGUGGCCGGCAGCCACCCUGGCUCGCAGAGACUCCCUGCAGAAGCCAGGCCUGGAAGUGCCCCCUCGCCAGCACGUGGCCUUCCGGCCUGAUGGCCCAGUGCCCAGUAGGACCAACUCCUUUAAUAGCCACCAGCCGCGGGCAGUCGCACCAGGCCAGGCCGAGCCCUCCCUGCCUGCCCCCAACACUGUAACAGCCGUCACAGCGGCGCACAUCCUGCACCCGGUGAAGAGCGUGCGGGUGCUGCGGCCUGAGCCUCAGACAGCCGUGGGGCCCUCCCACCCUGCCUGGGUGCCUGCACCAGCCCCAGCUGGGGAUGGUCUGGACGCCAAGGAGGAGCACACCCUAGCGCUGGGUAGUGCGGGCUCCUACCCACUGGACGCCGAGUAUGGCAGCCCUGACCGCAGGUGUCCACCCCCACCUUACCCGAAGCACCUGCUCCUUCACAGCAAGUCAGAGCAGUAUGACCUGGACAGCCUGUGCACAGGUGUGGAGCAGAGCUUGCGGGCUGGCCCAGCCACCGAGCCCAUAGACAGAAGUGACAAGGGCCACAAGAACACCAAGGGGGACAAAGGUGGGAAGGAUAAGAAGCAGAUCCAGACCUCACCUGUUCCGGUCCGAAAAAACAGCAGAGACGAGGAGAAGAGAGAGUCACGCAUCAAGAGCUACUCGCCCUAUGCCUUUAAGUUCUUCAUGGAGCAGCACGUGGAGAAUGUCAUAAAAACCUACCAGCAGAAAGUCAACCGGAGGUUGCAAUUGGAGCAAGAAAUGGCCAAAGCUGGACUCUGUGAAGCUGAGCAGGAACAGAUGAGGAAGAUCCUCUACCAGAAGGAGUCAAACUACAACAGACUGAAGAGGGCCAAGAUGGAUAAGUCUAUGUUUGUGAAAAUAAAAACCCUCGGGAUUGGUGCAUUUGGAGAAGUGUGCCUGGCUUGUAAAGUGGACACUCAUGCCCUUUACGCCAUGAAGACCCUGAGGAAGAAGGACGUCCUAAACCGGAACCAGGUGGCCCACGUCAAGGCCGAGAGGGACAUCCUGGCUGAGGCAGACAAUGAGUGGGUAGUCAAACUUUACUACUCCUUCCAGGACAAGGACAGCCUGUACUUCGUGAUGGACUACAUCCCCGGGGGGGAUAUGAUGAGCCUGCUGAUCCGGAUGGAGGUCUUCCCUGAGCACCUGGCCCGGUUCUACAUUGCAGAGCUGACUUUAGCCAUCGAGAGUGUCCACAAGAUGGGCUUCAUCCACCGAGACAUCAAGCCUGACAACAUUUUGAUAGAUCUGGAUGGUCACAUCAAACUGACAGAUUUUGGCCUCUGCACUGGAUUCAGGUGGACCCACAAUUCCAAAUACUACCAGAAAGGGAACCACAUCAGACAGGACAGCAUGGAACCCAGCGACCUCUGGGACGAUGUGUCUAACUGUCGCUGUGGGGACAGGCUGAAGACCCUGGAGCAGAGAGCACGGAAGCAGCAUCAGAGGUGUCUGGCACAUUCCCUGGUCGGGACUCCCAAUUACAUCGCCCCGGAGGUGCUGCUCCGCAAAGGAUACACCCAACUCUGUGACUGGUGGAGCGUUGGAGUGAUUCUCUUUGAGAUGCUGGUGGGGCAACCACCCUUCUUGGCCCCUACUCCCACAGAAACUCAGCUGAAGGUGAUCAACUGGGAGAACACACUCCACAUUCCUGCCCAGGUCAAGCUGAGCCCCGAGGCCAGGGACCUCAUCACCAAACUGUGCUGUGCUGCGGAGCAUCGCCUGGGGAAGGAGGGAGCUGACGACCUGAAGGCCCACCCGUUCUUCAGCACCAUUGACUUCUCUAGUGACAUCCGGAAGCAGCCAGCCCCCUAUGUUCCCACAAUCAGCCACCCCAUGGACACCUCAAAUUUUGACCCUGUAGAUGAAGAAAGCCCUUGGAAUGAUGCCAGUGAAGGCAGUGCCAAGGCCUGGGACACACUUAACUCCCCCAAUAACAAGCACCCUGAGCAUGCGUUCUAUGAAUUCACUUUCCGAAGGUUCUUUGAUGACAAUGGCUAUCCCUUUAGAUGCCCCAAACCUUCAGGAGCAGAAGCGUCACAGUCCGAGAACUCCGAUUUAGAGAACUCUGAUCUGGUGGACCAGACCGAAGGCUGCCAGCCAGUGUAUGUGUAGAUGAUAGUGGGGCACCUGCAGCUCUCUUCUUCAGAGGUCCUGGUGCCCGGCUGGGCAUUGAAUAGGCUGAUGAAGCUGAGGGCAGCUUUGUUUUACAUUAGUCUAUUGUUACUUUACCCGAAAUCCUGUUAUUCGCCAAGAAAGCCCAAAACAAACAAGAAAGGACUCAAGUCGAGAUCUUCAUUUCUAGAUUCUAGUUGAUGGGAAGUGGAGAGAGACAACAUUACUUUGAAUUGGUUUUUGAGGACCUUCACUGCAUUAAAACAAUAUUUUAAAAUUUUAGUACAAUUUAGAAAGAGCACUUAUUUUGUUUAUUACCCAAUUUUUUUCUUACUAAAUUAUAGGGAUUAACUUUGACAAAUCAUGCUGCUGUUAUUUUCUACAUUUGUAUGUUAUCCAUAGCACUUACUCACAUUUAGGAAAAGACAUAGAAACUGAAGAACAUGUGAUAAAUCUCUGUGCAAUAAUAUAAAAACAACACAAAAAGUUAACUCUGCUCAGAAGUCACGGAGACCAUUUUAUUCACGCAAUGGUUUUUGUUUUUAUUGUUUCCCACAUUUCAAAAUUGUGAUGUGAUAUGUUAAAAGCUGCUUUUUUUUUUUUUUUUUUUUUUUUUUUUUUUUUUUUUUUUUUUUGUUUUUUGCAUAUUAUAGUGUAAUAGAAAGUGUGAGCAAGGUGAUGAUAUGGGUGUGGUUUCAGAUGUCUGGUGUGUGGAGAGUACUGCACGAGCAGGGUUUCUUCUAUUAUAAAAUUACCAUAUCUUGCCGUUCACAGCAGGUCCUGUGAAUAUGUUUUUACUGAGUGUCUUUAAAUGAGGUUUUCUAGACAGUGUGCUGAUAAUGUAUCGCGUGGGUGACUUCUCUAUGAUUGUAUCCCUUACUGUUUUGUUAAAAAAAAAAAUGCAGAUUUGUGACUCAGAGGUGGCUUUUUGUGUGUGUGUCUUAGGUAUGAUUGAAUUAUUUUGGGGAUAAACUUAAACAUUUGUCGUGUACUAAACUUAUAUACAUCAAAAGGGAUUGAUUCAGCUAUGCCAAAAAUAUGUUAAUUAUGGACCUAUGUGCAUUUUUGUAGUCUGUAAGCUCUUGCAUUCUUGGUGUAGCUGGUAUGUGGAAUUUAAUAGCUAUGAUCCUACUAUUAAAUUUUUUACCAACAGACUGCCCACCCUGGAAGGUUAAAUGAAGGUUAUUCCUCCUGUUAUCUUAGACAGCUGAGAUGUUACCAUGAUGAAAUUGAGUAAUCUUAGGGUUCUUUCAUAUUUUUUCUAAGUAUGCUUUGAAGUGUCAAGUAUUAACUUGGUUUAAACAAUACACUUUUCUAACCUUUGUAGAAAGCAAAUAUUCUUCAAAGUGAUAUUGGAAUAAAAAAUAAUUAAGCCAUACAUAUUUUCUUAGACCUAUAGGUAUAUAUAUACUAUAUAGAUAAACACACAAAAUAUUUCUUAUUUCAAAUUAGUAUGAUUCCUAUUUAAAGUGAUUUAUAUUUGAGUAAAAAGUUCAAUUCUUUUUUGCUUUUUAAAAAAUCUGAUGCAUCAUAUUUUUCAUUAUAUUAUUCCACAUAUUUUUCCUUUGACGUCCUUAGCGUAAUGUAUCCAUUAUUUAGUAUAUACCUAGGCAACAAACUUAAAAGUUUAUCAGUGUCUAAACUAAAAAAGAAAAAAAAAAACGAUUCCUGUGUACUGGUUUACAUUUGUAUGAAUGGCAUAUUCUGAAGUCUGCUGUGCUUGUAAUCGUGACUGUCAGUAUUUUUGCUAUUUUAUAGUAAUGCCAUGUUGUUAUUUACAGCGCUCUGACAUACUUUCAUGUGGUAGGUUCUUUCUCAGGAACUCAAUUUAACUAUUAUUUAUUGAUAUAUCAUUGCCUUUGAGAAGCUUCUACUGGCACAAUUUAUUAUUAAAAUUUUGAAUCCAAA